AGGAAAUGGGUGUGUUUGUUUAAUGUGGGAGUCUGAACGCACAAACUUUGCUCUGACUUUGUCAGUGCAGCCAGUCUGGGAGUGUAAGCAGCCAAGGCUUGAGCAAUGUCUACCCUUCUGCUGGUCGUGGGUGUUGUUGUAGGAGUUGCUUACAUUUACCAUCAUGUUGUGGUGAAGGGAGCACGGUGCACGAGCAAAGCAAAGCUGUAUGGGAAGACUGUGAUUGUGACCGGCAGCAACACUGGCAUUGGGAAGACUACAGCCAUAGAUCUGGCUAAAAGAGGAGCCAGAGUGAUUCUGGCCUGUCGCAGUAAGCAGAGAGGAGAGGCUGCCCUCGAGGAAGUCAAGAGGGAGAGUGGCAGUAAUCAGGUGGUGUUCAUGCAGUUGGAUCUGGGGAGCCUCAAGUCGGUCCGCAGCUUUGCUGAAAACUUCCUGAAAUCUGAACCCAGACUGGACAUCCUCAUCAACAACGCAGGUGUAAUGGGUCCAGGACGUACUGAGGACGGUUUCGGAAUGGCGUUCGGGGUAAACCACCUGGGUCACUUCCUGCUCACCAACCUGCUCCUGGAGCGACUGCAGCAGUGCGGUCCCAGUCGAGUGGUCAACGUGGCCGCGCUUCUGCACCGCUGUGGCACCAUCGACUUCCCUCUACUGGCUUCCAAUAAGGAUUUGGUGUCUGGUCAGUCUGCCUGGCACAACUUCCGAGCCUACUGCAACAGCAAGCUGUGUAAUGUGCUCUUCACCAGGGAGCUGGCCAACAGGCUGGAGGGCACCAGUGUCACCUGCUACAGCCUCCACCCAGGAGCUAUCAACUCUGAGCUGGCGAGGAACGCUAGCCCAGUGAUGCUAAUGCUCCUGAAGCCUGUGACUGUUUUUUUCUUCAAAAACACAGUCCAGGGAGCCCAGACCACACUGCACUGCGCCCUCCAGGAGGGGAUCGAACCUCUUAGCGGGCGCUACUUCUCCAACUGCACUGUGAGAGAGGUCUAUGCCAAAGCCAAGGACGACGCCACAGCAAAGAAGCUGUGGGAGCUCAGUGAGAGACUGUGUGGUCUCGCAUAGAAAGUUUUCCAUCUAACUCCUUAUAUUGGGUUGUCGACAGCAUGUUUCCAUCAACAUACAGAUUUUUCAUAUGGAUUUUGAAGUGUCGCAUUUGAAAGGGUUGAUAGAAAUGGCAAAAUUUGACAAAAUAAAUUAAAUUGUGCAAUAAAGUUUUUACACUGGAUUAAGGUGGGUUUUGCUCUAUUGAAAAAUGCACUUAGCAAGCAUUUAACUUAAUAAUAACAAUAAUAAUAAUAACUAAUAUAAUUAAUAAAUUAUUAUUAUUACAGCAUAUUACAAAAACUUUCCCUUCCAUAUCUCUUUUAUUAGGUUUGUUGGCAGUCAGAAAACAACUUGUUUUCCUGUUCGCCACAUUUACGUCUACUAUUACAGCCAUGCGUAACAUAACAACGCCAACUUCUGACAAA
Molecule: messenger RNA, 1469 nt
Organism: Morone saxatilis (striped sea-bass)
Lineage: Eukaryota; Metazoa; Chordata; Actinopteri; Moronidae
Product: dehydrogenase/reductase SDR family member 13-like
Exons: 5
Coding region: 106-1062 (318 amino acids)
Source: RefSeq, a predicted model, not a curated record